ACCGUUGCGCGAUGACGCAGUCACGGAGGACGUCGGGAACAGCGGGCGCUGUUGGUGGAGGUCAGAGGAGGAAACAUCCAAAAUGUCGGCUGCUGGUUUCACGUCCUUGAGCCGCUGUGGAGUUCUGGCUCUGCGCUGCCCCGCGGGCCUGGUGGCGGUGCGGUACGCCCAGACAGCGGCGGCUCCAGCAGCACAGCCCAGAGUAAAGAAGUUUCAGGUGUACAGAUGGGACCCAGACACUCCAGGAGACAAACCCCGUAUGCAGACCUACGACAUCGACCUCAACACAUGUGGCCCAAUGGUUCUCGAUGCCCUGAUCAAGAUCAAGAAUGAGAUGGACCCCACCCUGACUUUCCGCCGCUCCUGCAGAGAAGGUAUUUGCGGAUCCUGUGCGAUGAACAUUAAUGGGGGAAACACACUCGCCUGUCUCAACAAGAUUGACACCAACAUUAGCAAACCAACUAAGAUUUACCCUCUGCCACAUAUGUAUGUGGUGAAAGACCUGGUGCCUGACAUGAGUAACUUCUACGCGCAGUACAAGUCCAUUGAACCCUACCUGAAGAAGAAGGACGAGUCAAACGAAGGGAAGGAGCAGUACCUGCAGUCUGUGCAGGACAGACAGAAACUGGACGGGCUGUAUGAAUGUAUCCUGUGCGCCUGCUGCAGUACGAGUUGUCCCAGCUACUGGUGGAACGGGGAUAAAUACCUCGGGCCUGCGGUGCUGAUGCAAGCGUAUCGUUGGAUGAUUGACUCACGGGACGAGUUCACAGAGGAGCGUCUGUCCAAGCUGCAGGAUCCGUUCUCCCUCUACCGCUGCCACACUAUCAUGAACUGCACAAAGACCUGCCCCAAGGGCCUGAAUCCAGGUAAAGCAAUAGCUGAGAUCAAGAAGAUGAUGGCCACGUACAAAGACAAGAAGACUGCUGCGCUCUGAAACCUCAGCUGUCCUCUUGUACAACUUUUCCCUCCAUGAUUAAAUGAUAUAUUGAUUAAAAUAUUGCUUAUCGAGGUCUGAAGGGCCAGUACACCUGUCAGCUCCACCACCACCACCACACUGCAGACUGUACAGUCAGCUAUUAUUUAAAUGGGAGUGUGUGUGUGGUUGGACGACUUGGUGUUACACAAACGCACAUGUACAGUAUGAAUGCAGGAAAGAGUGUGUGUCUACAUGUACCAUAACAGAGGUAUUUAUCUCCAGCUCGUCUGUGUGUAUGUUUGUGCACAUGAUGCUUCGUGUUCAAGUUUAAAAAAAGGCGUUAUCUUGUGUAAACAUUUUUAUAGCUUGUUGCUUUUCAAGUCAGCAGCUGCUUUCACACACAUGCAGGUAUACAUGUUCCCUCUAAUUCUCCCACAUACCAACUGCAGUCUCUGUUUUGAUGGAAAAUAAAUAGUUGAAACACA
This is a messenger RNA of Larimichthys crocea (large yellow croaker), 1401 nucleotides long. It is a transcript of the gene sdhb, whose product is annotated as succinate dehydrogenase complex, subunit B, iron sulfur (Ip). The transcript has 8 exons. Gene Ontology annotation, molecular function: oxidoreductase activity; electron transfer activity; 2 iron, 2 sulfur cluster binding. The coding region runs from base 83 to 934 and encodes 283 amino acids. The record is from RefSeq and is a predicted model, not a curated record. Gene Ontology annotation, biological process: tricarboxylic acid cycle; aerobic respiration; respiratory electron transport chain. Gene Ontology annotation, cellular component: mitochondrial membrane. NCBI's taxonomy places the organism in Eukaryota, Metazoa, Chordata, Actinopteri, Sciaenidae.